Molecule: messenger RNA, 2629 nt
Organism: Capsaspora owczarzaki ATCC 30864
Lineage: Eukaryota; Filasterea; Ministeriida; Capsasporidae
Product: calcium/calmodulin-dependent protein kinase kinase 2 beta isoform 6
Exons: 11
Coding region: 147-2483 (778 amino acids)
Biological process (GO): protein phosphorylation; intracellular signal transduction
Cellular component (GO): cytoplasm
Molecular function (GO): protein serine/threonine kinase activity; ATP binding
Source: RefSeq, a predicted model, not a curated record
UUUUUUUUUUCUUUCUUUUCGCAUCAAUUACUUGUUCAUUUUCACAAAAAGGCUCGUUGGUGGAAUCGACGCUUGAACUAACACACACACACAAACACACAUCCUGAAAACAAGGCCGAUUUCUGAUACACUCGACGCUCCAUACGAUGAGCGACGGUCCAGACUCGCCAGUAACACCAUCUCCGUUGUCCACGGACGAGGAGCCCAACAACCCGCUCAAAGGAAUUUCACCCAUCACUGGCUCCAACAAACCAACAUAUGCUGGGCGCGGUGGAAUGGCCGGGCGCGGGAGAGGCGCGCGCAUGCUCGCUUCGUUGGGACGCUCGGAAACCAUCUCAACGUCUGCGCCACACCGCGCAGAAGACACAAUGUACUCCAUGUUUUCGGAACGCACCCAGGGCCAAAUAGAGUUGGACGGUGAAACGUUUGCGGUGCUGACAGGGCAAGCGGCACCUCCCCAUCCUCGCGUUCGCGCAUCCGUGGCAGACAUCUCAAUGUCCGGUGCGGCCUCCAGCGCUGCAAAGCAGCAAACACAGAUGCCUUCGCGUGUUCCGCGACCGACAUUGGCCGACACGUCCGGUCCUUUUGGAUCCGCCGGCGACAUUUCCACGGCCUUUGCGGUGACUCCGGCCACACCCACACCGGACGUGCCCCACGAGCCCCCUCGCUCUUUCAUCCCCGGCGAACGGGUUGUUCCUAAUGACGACUUUCCGCCACCGUUGAUCCAGCGUGGCUCGGCCGUCACCUCUGUCGUUCCAACGAGCAACGACGAGCCGGCCGACCGACCCGCAACCACGGACGAUCUGCUUGCUGGGCGCUCCUCCAGUCCGAAUCGGUUUGGUCGGUUCCGCCAAUCAAUCAAGCGCCAAGAAACCGUUGCCACCGGAGCCCCCACCGUCGAAGAGCCCAACUUGUUGAGUGUACGACGGCCUUCGCGGUUGCGCGCCUUGUCCGCCUCCGACCGUCCCCCAAUUCGCAUUGGCUCGCCCGGCAACUCGGACGAGAGCAUUCCCGUCGAUGAUAUCAUGGCUGCUGACAGCGCUGCCAAAGCAGCAGCAGCAGCAGCAGCAGCAGCAGCAGCAGCAUCAGCCGCAGCCGAAACAGCCACCGCUGCGGGAGUUGCUGGCGGCGCGGCAGCGGUUUCUGCUCCCGCAUCCAAACCUACUUCCGACUUGCGCCCCCCACCACGACGCUCUCUCAUGACCCAAGUCACCAUUGAGACCACCUCGGUCGAGCGCCAGGAAACAGACGACGAUGUCGAGAUGCUCAAUCAAUACUCCCUGUACAACGAGCUUGGUCGUGGUGCGUAUGGCGUUGUGCGUCUCGCCAUCGACAACAAUACUGGUCAACGAUUUGCAAUCAAAAUUAUCAACCGCAAGCGCAUGAAGAAGAAGGCUGGGUUGCGCAUGCCGCCUCCAAAGAAACUGCCAGGCACUCCGCCACCAAAGCCCGCGGAGGACGAGUCCACGCCCUUGAUGAAUGUCAAGCGUGAAAUUGCCAUUUUGAAAAAGCUCAAUCACCCGAAUAUUGUUCAUUUGCACGAAGUGAUUGACGAUCAACGCGAGGAUAACUUGUACUUGGUCUUUGAAUUGGUCGAGGGUGGCGCAGUUAUGGAAAUUCAAGAAGUCAUGACUGCAGAUCCAUUCCCUGAAAAUGUAGCACGCCGGUACUUUUCGGAUUUGGUGUUUGGUAUCGAAUAUUUGCACUUGCAAAGUAUCAUUCAUCGUGACAUCAAGCCCGGCAAUUUGUUGCUGACGGAGGGCGGCACCAUCAAGAUUACUGAUUUCGGUGUUUCGCACAUGUGUGCCGACAACGAUCUCAUCCACAAGACGGCUGGUAGUCCUGCGUUCAUGGCGCCCGAGGCCAUUGAUGUUGGUACAAGCCUGUACAAUGGUCGUCCCGUCGAUGUGUGGGCGAUGGGCGUUACGCUGUACUGCUUCAUUUACGGUCGCUGCCCCUUCAUUUCCUCCAACAUAGUCGAGCUUCAUGAAAAGAUUCGUUCAGAUGAGCUCAAAUUCCCGCAAAAGAUCGAGGUCAACCCACAGGUCAAGGAUUUGAUAACAAAAAUGCUCAUUAAAGAUCCUGUUAAGCGCAUCAGUAUCGAAGAAAUUAAGCGCCAUCCGUGGGUGACGCGCAAUGGCAUGGAGGCAAUGCGCAUCAAUUCUAGCGAAAUUUUGAGCGUGACGGAUCUGGAAGUGCAGUCUGCCGUGCACACCAUCCUGUCGUUGAGCACAUUGAUCCUUCUCAAGGCUAUGGGCAAGCGCCGAUCUCUCAGUGCCCGCAAAAUCCGAAGCGAAGUCACAAUGCAGUCAAGCGACUUUGAGCCCAGCAAUCUCGGGUCUUUGAGUCCAAUGUCGCGCUCGGAAACGAGCAUGAUGCAUCCUCCACUGACCUCGCAGCUGUCGGAGCCGCUGCCGAAUACCCGUGCAACGUCGCUUGUGUCUCUUCCGUCCACGUCGGUGCCAUCCUCACCCCUCCCCUGAGCGAGCACUCACAAAGUUGUUUUGCUGGCUUUAGGGCUUUUUUGACAUUUUGAACGUUUUCUUGCCAAACCCUCGAUGAACUGUUCUGUUUGCCAUAUGUUGCGCAUCCUGUUCUGAGAUACUAUAUAUACAAUGUUUCUAUGCUG